GUAAUUUUGGACCAUUUAGAAGUACCAUUAAAAACAUGAAAGCUGCCACGAAAAACAAGACUGGCAAAUCGAAGCCAAAGCAGGGCAAAGCCAAAUCAAAUGUAGCGAAGAAAUCGUCUGCAACUGAUUCUUCAAAGGCAGCGGCUAAGAAUAAGAACCCGGACUUGUUGGAACAUAUGAGCGAUGUAUUAUCUUACUCCUCCGCUACAAGCACUUUGGUAGCACCGGAUAGUUUAUCCACAGUUACAGCCACCACAACCCCCUCUGCUCUGUCGCCAGCCAAGAAGGCUGCUAAAGCCGCUGGAGCAGGGAAGAAGGACUCAGGCAAGACAACCGCUGCUGCUCCAAAACAAGCGGCUGCUGCCACAGUCGGUGCUCCCAAAAAGCUGAAGGGCGUGAAGAACAUUUUGCGCAGCAAGAGCGUGAUGAAGAAGAAAACUUGGCAGCGUUUCGUCGUGGACUGUUCUACUGUCGCUGACGAUUUCAUUCUGGACGUGAUCGACUUUGAGAAGUACAUGAAGUCGCGCAUCAAGGUCAAAAAUAAGAUCAACAACCUGGGCGAGAACGUAACCUUCGAGCGUUCCAAACAGUCGCUGAUCAUCAACAGCAGUGUGCACUUCUCGAAGCGCUACUUCAAGUACCUGGCGAAGCGCUAUCUGAAGAAGAAUAGCCUACGCGACUGGGUGCGUAUCGUGUCCACAGGCAAGGAGGGUUUCGAAAUGCGCUACUUCAAAAUACAAGGUGGCGAUGAAGAGAACGAACCUUUCGACUUGAAUGCCUAACUGAGGUUAACCAGAUAGGUCGCCUAACUACAGUUUCAAUUUUUCCAAUUGUCGACUUUUGAACUAAUCGUGUAUUACGUGCUCAUUAUUUCAAUCAAUUUUUCAACAGGCAACAGUCAAUGCGUUCCAUAUGGACCAGAAAAUACAGAAUAGAUUCAACGUUGACAGCGACAUUGACAUUUUCUGUA
Scaptodrosophila lebanonensis is the source of this 970-nucleotide messenger RNA. It is a transcript of the gene RpL22-like, whose product is annotated as 60S ribosomal protein L22. Gene Ontology annotation, molecular function: RNA binding; structural constituent of ribosome. The record is from RefSeq and is a predicted model, not a curated record. Gene Ontology annotation, biological process: cytoplasmic translation. Lineage: Eukaryota; Metazoa; Arthropoda; Insecta; Diptera; Drosophilidae. Gene Ontology annotation, cellular component: ribosome. The transcript is spliced from 2 exons. Bases 36 to 782 code for a protein of 248 amino acids.